AUGGCUAAACAAGUGGCAGAAGUAGAAUUUCACGCUCCCGACUCCCCUGAAGAUGAUGCCGCUGAUCUAGAUAUAAGUGUUGAUUUAAUUGAUGAUGGACUUUACUUGGGAAACCUAGCAUGUGCAAGGGACUCCAAGACACUGGACAAGUUGAAUAUUAGUCACAUUCUGACUAUUGACCUUGUUCCUCUUCCUCGGACAGUACUUGAUAGACAAAAUCUUACCUUUAAGUUUGUUAAAUUGGCAGAUAUACCUAAAGAAGACUUGAUAACACAGCUUCCACCUUGCAAUGAAUUCAUAAAAGAUGCCAUAUCCAAUGGUGGAAUUGUACUGGUUCAUUGUUACUUUGGUGUAUCAAGAUCAGCAGCGAUUGUCAUUGGCUACAUCAUGGAGAAGUAUUCCCUAUGCUAUGAAGAUGCCUUUGGCCUUGUAAAAAGCAAAAGGAGGUUUAUAAGUCCAAAUGUAGGGUUUGUGGCACAAUUAAAGCUGUUUGGCCACAUGGGCUAUCAAAUAAACAAGGAUGACCCCAGGUUUAAACAGUUUAGGCUGAAGAUGGCAGGCCAAAAAUUGAAACAAGUGAAGAUCCUACCACAGCUGUUUGUAGACUUGGUGAAAGCAGACCCAGGAUUGAUAAGGGAACGCCCAGACCCAAUUGUCUACAGGUGCAAGAAGUGUCGCAGGAUUGUUGCUAGUCAGAGCAAUAUCAUACCGCACAUACCUAAGCAGGUCAAGAUUGAGUUGGCCAAGAAAGGAAUGCGUCCACCUCCGAGCAAGCUGACCGGAUUAAACUGUGCAGAGAACGGGCAACUUCUAAUAGACAAACUAAAGAAUUUAGCCUCACAAAUUAUAGAUGAGGACUGCGGAGUCACGGUGCAGGAUGAUGGGCCUAGUCAAGUGCUAGACGGCUACAACGAGCAGAACAUGGUGGACGGCAGUAUAGCGGCCAGGGCCGAUGCAGCUGAGGUUUGUCGGCUCAUGUGGUUCGUAGAGCCAAUGGCCUGGAUGGAGGAUGUGACAAGGACGCCCAGCGGUAAGCUGCACUGCCCCAAAUGUCGGAACAAGAUAGGCAGCUUCAGCUGGCUGAUGGGGUGUAAAUGUCCAUGUGGGCAGAAGGUGGCGCCAGCAUUCUACUUGGUGCCUUCAAAAGUGGAAUGGUCUAAUAUUGUGCAAAAUGUACAAAUCACUGUCUAA
Messenger RNA from Leptosia nina, 1191 nucleotides. The record is from the annotation of a GenBank genome assembly. Lineage: Eukaryota; Metazoa; Arthropoda; Insecta; Lepidoptera; Pieridae.